AUGGCGCCUUCCCCGAGUAACGCUGCGCGUCAGUCUGUCCGGCUCCCUCAACCGCUGCUUGCAGCUCUGCUCAUCUACCUCACACUUUCUCACGUGAGCUCUGCUUCAGCUGCAGUGGAUGAGUGGGAUGGUACAGACGAUAAGCUGGACGAUUAUGCGCAGUUCAUGGACCUGGACUCGCAGAUCACUUACAACGCGCAUGGUCAUCCGGGGAUGGUCUUGGAAGACGAGGAGGAGCAGAGCGAGGUCGGGGGACGUCAUCGUUACAACGCGAUGCACAUCGUCGACGGCAAGGGCAGCCUGCUCCACAUCAAGUAUGACGUCCGCACGGUGGCAAACUUGGUGAACCUUGCGAACCAUGCGGACGUCAUCUCUGGCGUGAGGUGCUUUCGAAACGAGCUCCACGUGUCCGUAAUCGACGGCGCUCCUUUGCCAACGUGGCCGACGGGCGCGACUCUGGUGGGGGGCCUGGAGUGGAACUGUACGGACGAGGAGGGGGAGCCGGCGCCUUUCUACCGGCGACUGCUCCGAGUGCUUCCGGACAACGAAAGCAGUGACGUCAUCAUGGAGACGCACCACCGAGAGAUGGUCCACUGCUUCCGUGGGGCCAAGAUAUCGUUCAAGUAUACUCCCUGCAAGGGGUCCCCCGACAGUCCCGGGGACGACUUACGUCAUGCGCGGCGCAAGCUCUUGCAGUUCGGUUUUGUGAAGACCCUCGUCAAGACCGCCGGUCAAGUUGUGGAUGCCGGCGUGUCAGGCGUCAAGAAAAUGGGUCAGGCGGUGGUUAUCGCCGCUGACGUGGUGGGAAACCUCGCAAUUAACGGCCGGUUCGACUGGCACGGCGGCCAGAACUGGGACUUGUUCCAAUUCAACUACGAUAAGGCGACGCAGCGGGCGGUUCUGCAAAACGAUGUGUUGUAUGCGAAGACGGCAACUCAGAGCAACGGCUUCAAUACAAAGGAGUCCGCGCGCGUCACGUGCGUCAACUGCUAUGCAACGCUGGAGGCGGGAGUGAGCGUCGACAUCGUGCUGAAGCGGCAACAACUGGAGCAAGCCCAUCGGCCCGAACCGCGCGUUCAGCACGCUCACCAUAAUGGCAGCCCCGUGCCGCUCGUCAUCCUGCCCAGCAUCCAGCUGUACGCGCGCGCGAACCUCGCGGCCGCGGUGCGCGGCGGCGCGACCUUCGGGGUGGACUACCAGCAGCGGCUGCAGUUCGGGCAGGAGUUCCGCGAGGCGUGGGGGGAGUUCCGGCCGGUGCAACCGGAAGCCUUCGCGCGCCUGAACCUGCACCCGCCCACGUUGUCUUUCCAAGGCGAGGCAAUGAUUGAGGGGCUGCUCAUUCUGGAAGUGACGCUGAAGCUGUAUGACGCGAUACCGGUGGUUAUCGCGCCGGCGCCUUAUCUGGGGGUCGAGUUUGCGACGUCGCUAACCCGCAUCCAGAAGAGCUGCCCGAUCUCUUAUAGGAUCUACUCCGGGCUCAACCUCUCCCUGGGGCUCGACAAGCUUGAGAUUCCGCUGGGGAAGGUGAAGGUCAACGUGGGCGGCAGCAUUAUACCCUUCCGAAAAAGCCUCCGCCUGAUCGGCAAAUCCUAUCUCCCCUGCGCUUAUUGCUCCGGCUGCAUACACACCCUGGGCUCCGACCCUCUAUAUAAGUGGGUGGCGGGCCCUUGGGGCACGUGCGGCGCCGACAGCGUGUGGAAGCGUGACGUCACGUGCCAGGCCGACGGACAGCCCAACUUCGCGAUGGCGGACGCCCUUUGCAAGGACGCCGGCGCCAAGCCGCCCGCCUCCAGCGCGUGCAGCGUGGCGCCCUCCUGUCCCGCUACCUGUCAGCCUGCGGACGGCGUUUGCAACGCCGAGUGCAACGUGGCAGCCUGCGGCCACGACGCCGGCGACUGCCGGACGUCCGACCCGUGCCGAGCCUUUUCGGACUGCCGCACGUGCCUGACGGGCCCGGCCGUCUGCGGCUGGUGCGCGAGCGCCGGUGCGUGCAUCCAGUCCGAAGCGGCGUGCGCGCGCGACUUUUGGACGGACCGCUGCGCUCCGGAGGAGACGCAGAUCGCCUUCAGCCGCCCCUCGUAUGCGGACACUUUGCGGGCCGGCCAGAGCUUUGCCGUCCGGUGGUCUGGAGGGCCUGCGUCCGGAAAAGUGGUCCUGCGCUACCGCUUCGACGACAGCCCGGACGUCUUUUCCGGCUUCGGCAUUCCGGCGGAAGGCGUCCCGAACAGCGGAACGUUCACCAAGUCUUGCGGGGGGGGCGUCCGCACGCGGACCACGUUCUGCGCGAACGCCGGAAACGGAACGGCGGUCGACGCGAGCUUCUGCUACGCGGCCGCCAAGCCGGCCGCCCCGCCGCUGUCGUGCAACACGCAGGCGUGCGUGCAGUGCCCCAACGUGCCGAUAUGCCUUCCGGGGAGCGGCUACCAGUGUACCACGUGCUCCUGUCUUCCGAACGGCGACGGAACGGAGUUUUGCGGUAUGUACUACACGGACGUGCGGACCGGGGCGCGGACCCGGACCGGGUGCGACACGCGGGGGAACGAAUAUCAGGAGUGUUGCAGGAAGCAGGGGCUCUACUGCGAGGACAAGUGUACGGAAAAAGCCCAGUGGGUCGUCGAAUUCAGCAUGGAAUGCAGCAAGCCCUGCGGAGGGGGAGACCAGUACCGGCAGUUCCAGUGCCGGGGCUGGCUGAUGCGGAAGGGGAUAAGGCAGGAGGAAUAUUGCGAAGACGCUUUCUGCGGACGAAGGCCACCGGGAAGCGGUUCGAGUGCAACACCCAGCCGUGCAUGA
Klebsormidium nitens is the source of this 2790-nucleotide messenger RNA. The record is from the annotation of a GenBank genome assembly. Lineage: Eukaryota; Viridiplantae; Streptophyta; Klebsormidiophyceae; Klebsormidiales; Klebsormidiaceae.